Pseudoliparis swirei is the source of this 3663-nucleotide messenger RNA. RefSeq names its product periostin-like. Gene Ontology annotation, biological process: cell adhesion; extracellular matrix organization. The record is from RefSeq and is a predicted model, not a curated record. Gene Ontology annotation, molecular function: cell adhesion molecule binding. Lineage: Eukaryota; Metazoa; Chordata; Actinopteri; Perciformes; Liparidae. Gene Ontology annotation, cellular component: extracellular matrix. Bases 120 to 3134 code for a protein of 1004 amino acids. The transcript has 22 exons.
GACUCACAUAUCUCUUUUUUUUGGGGGGGGUGUCCGUGUGUGUGUGUGUGUGUGUGUGAUUUAUAAGACAACCGGAGCGUGUGUGUGCUUGUGCCCUUGAGGACUGAUUCCUCCCCAGGAUGCAUCAGCUGCUCGUAGUGACCUCAGUGCUGGUGGCACUCUGCUCCCUAGGGAGCGUGGAUACUUCAGCCUACGACAAGAUAGUCACCCACAGUCGCAUUCGGGCCAGGAAACAAGGACCCAAUGUGUGCGCCCUGCAACAGGUCAUGGGCUCUAAAAAGAAGUACUUCAGCACAUGUAGGAACUGGUACAAAGGCUCCAUCUGUGGCAAGAAGACCCUGGUCCUAUAUGAAUGCUGUCCUGGCUACAUCAAGCUGCAGGGUAUGAAAGGAUGCCCUGCAGUGGCUCCCAUCGACCAUGUCUAUGGUACGCUGGGGCUUGUGAGGGCGUCGACGACGCAGCAAUACUCCGACGUAUCCAAGCUGAGAGAGGAGAUUGAAGGCAAAAGCUCCUUUACCAUGUUUGCACCUAGCAACGAUGCCUGGGAUCUGGUAGAAUCUACUGUCCGGGCUGCACUGGUGAGCAACGUGAACAUCGAGCUGUACAACGCUCUUCACUACCACAUGUUGAACCGCCGGAUUUUGACCAAAGACAUGAAGAACGACAUGACUUUCACUUCCAUGUACAACGACCUGGGGCUCUACAUCAACCACUACUCAAAUGGGAUUGUGACCGUGAACUGUGCCAGGAUCAUCCACGGUAAUCAGGUGGCCACAAACGGCGUGGUCCAUGUCAUCGAUCGGGUCAUCAGCGGUGUUGGCAACAACAUGAAGGAAGUCCUGGAUGUCACCGAUGAGCUCGGCACCUUCAGAGAUGCACUACUAGCUUCUGAUUUGAUGGACAAGCUGGACCAGCCUGGCCACUACACCCUGUUCGCUCCCACUGAUGAAGCUUUUGACAAAUUGAGCCCAGGCUACCUGGAGCGUAUCAUGGGGGACAAGACUGUGAUUGCAGCCCUGGCUAACUACCACCUGUUGAACAGCGUCCAGUGUUCAGAAGGAAUCAUGUUGGGGUCGGUGUAUGAGACGGCGGAGGGCAGCACCAUCGAGAUCGGCUGCGAUGGCGACAGUUUGACGGUCAACGGAAUCAAGAUGGUGCUGAAGAAGGACAUCGUCACCACGAAUGGCGUCAUCCACCUCAUCGACCAGGUGCUCAUCCCCGACUCAGCCAAGGAAGGGAUCGAGCUGAUGGGAGCAUCCCUGAGCACUUUUAGCGACAUGGUGUCUGAAUUGGGCUUAGCGGCGGCCCUCGGUCCAAAGACGGAGUACACACUCCUCGCCCCUGUCAACAAUGCCUUCACAACUGAGGUGAUGUCAACAGAGCAGAGCCUGCUUAAAUACAUUUUGGAAAACCACAUCUUGAAGCUGAAAGUUACAUUGAGUGAGCUCUACAACGGACAGAUGCUGGAAACACUGGCUGGCAAACUGCUCAGAGUCUUCAUUUACCGCACUGCUGUGUGCAUCGAAAACGCAUGUAUGCUGCGUGGCAGUAAAGAGGGAAGCAAAAGUGCCCUCCAUGUGAUGAACACUCUCAUCAAACCGGCCAAGAAAACAAUCUACGAGCUCCUGGUUUCUGAGAGACGGUUUAUGAUUUUCCUGUCACUGAUGGAGACAGCAGGUCUGACUGAUCUGCUGAAGCAGGAAGGCUCCUACACCAUCUUUGCACCAACUGACGAGGCCUUCGAUAAUCUCAGCAAAGAGGACUUUGCUCUGCUGAGAAGUGAUCAGAAUGCGCUGAGGAUCAUUCUGCUGUACCACUUCAGCAAUGGCAUCUUCAUCAAUGGAGGAUUAGAGGGAGGAGUUACCAAUCUGCUCAAAACCCUCCAGGGCAAUAACCUGCAAGUUCUGUCUGUAAACAACUCUAUUCAUGUCAAUUCUGUGGACGUGCCCGACAGUGAUCUGAUGGCAACGAAUGGUGUGAUCCAUGUGGUGAAGAACAUUCUCUAUCCUGCGGAUCUUCCUGUGGGCCGCCAGGACCUCCUGGUCCUCCUGAGGAAGCUGAUUAAGUACAUCCAGAUAAAGUUUAUUUAUGGAUUUUCUUAUCAAGAGAUCCCGCUCACGUUCAUCAGAAAGAUCAUCACAACUACGCAUUUUGAAACAGUCCCUGGCGUAACACAGUUGACCAGAGUCAUUCAGGGAGAGACAUCUGUCACCAAGGUCACCAGAGUCAUUGAAGGAGAGCCUACCUUUACCAAGGUUACAAGAGUCAUCGAGUCAGAACCAGUGAUCACUGAGGUUGUCGUCAAGGGGAAGCCGGUCAUCACCAAAGUCACCAGGGUCAUUGAGGGAGACCGUACACAUGUAACCAGGGUCAUUGAGGGAGGCCGUACACAUACAACCAGGGUCAUUGAGGGAGAACCUUCCAUGACACAUGUAACCAGGGUCAUUGAGGGAGACCGUACACAUGUAACCAGGGUCAUUGAGGGAGAACCUUCCAUGACACAUGUAACCAGGGUCAUUGAGGGAGACCGUACACAUGUAACCAGGGUCAUUGAGGGAGAACCUUCCAUGACACAUGUAACCAGGGUCAUUGAGGGAGACCGUACACAUGUAACCAGGGUCAUUGAGGGAGGCCGUACACAUACAACCAGGGUCAUUGAGGGAGACCGUACACAUGUAACCAGGGUCAUCGAGGGAGAACCUUUCUUGACACAUACAACCAGGGUCAUUGAGGGAGAACCUUCCAUGACACAUGUAACCACGGUCAUUGAGGGAGGCCGUACACAUACAACCAGGGUCAUGGAGGGAGACCGUACACAUGUAACCAGGGUCAUUGAGGGAGAACCUUCCUUCACACAUGUAACCAGGAUCAAUGAAGGAAAACCCACCAUUACCAAGAUUACAAGAGUUAUCAAGGGUGGAGAGCUUGAUAAAGAUGGAAAAGGGAUUGCAGGCCCGGACUUCUCUAAGAUCACCACCAUCCACGGCAACCCACGACUGAUCGAUCAGGAAUCGGACAGAAUUACCAAGCUUAUUCAAGUCGGAGGUGGAUUUUCUGCUGCCAGGAAAGCUCCAGCUGGAAUGAGAAGGAGGAGACCAAAGAUGGUCAGGCGUCACUACAAGCCAAGGGAGUGAAUCCAACAGAGACGAAACACCUUCGGGCUCACCACAGGGACUGAAUACAUCUCCAGGGUUCCUGGUUUAGCGCUCGAACAACUGUGGACCAAUAGGGAGAGAUCUAAUCAAUCUAUAUGUCUUUGACCAAACCACCAGUGAGAAUGAUUGUUUCCUCUUCCUUUUGGACCCUACUGUGUGUGAUAGGCAUGAUGUGUUAUAGCAAUGCAAUUCAAUUAGAAUAUCUCGUAAGUCAUGUAAAUGUGCAAGGGAAAUAUGGACUAUUUUCCGUGGGGUAGAUGGUGUGUCGGGGAGAUUAUUCCUACCACUGAGAGAUUGUGUUUAACGUUUUUUUGUAUGUGUAUCAUUUCACUUUGAAUACGGAUGGCUUGGGAAGAUUUUUUGGAUGCUUUUUUAUGGUGUUUGUAUUCUGAACAAUGAAUGCAUUUGAAUGAAUAUGACAAAUACAACAGUGCUACCAUUAGAUGCUGUUCUGAACAUCUGUAAAUUAUCACAUGGUGAUUAGAAAAAUACAAUUACAUUUUAUACA